Symbiodinium sp. CCMP2456 is the source of this 1143-nucleotide messenger RNA. NCBI's taxonomy places the organism in Eukaryota, Dinophyceae, Suessiales, Symbiodiniaceae. The record is from the annotation of a GenBank genome assembly.
AUGAGCUCCAGCGUCACGUUCGAUGAAGCGCUGCCGUUGGUGAAAGUCGCCCUGCGGAGCUGCAACUACCCGCCUGGGGUGUUGCAGUCCGUCUUUGAGUUCUGGUGGCGUAAAGUGGUAGCUGACGGAGACGACCUGGAGCCAGCUGACUCGCUGGAUGCUUUCGUUACAGGCUGCAAAGCCCUCCAGCAACCCGAGGGAAGGGCCCUUCACCAGUGCGCGGCAUGCACCUUUGCCGUGCACGAGGAGCCUGGGUUUGGCGGCUUCUGCUGCAAGGCGUGCCACCGAGCUUGGAAGAGCGGCAAGCGGAGUGGUCUCCAUGAGCAUGGGAAAAAAUGCCGCAGGGUCGACGGUUCCGCUCUGCGUGUGGCUGCGCUGCCGAUGCCUCCCAUGGAGGACCCGCCUCGGAGACCCAAAGCUACGGCGGCAGCGGAGAAGGGAAGCCUGCAGAAUCUUGCAGGCUCUUCGAGCAGCGUGACGGCCUCUGCACAAGGCUGUGCCGAAGGUGACGGCGCCGAAGCACUGUGCUGGGAGAACUUUGUCUUCUGGGCCAGACCCCCGGCCGGCGCCGGCGCCGAACCUGUGCUUUGCAUCGUGCACUGCAACGAAGACCCCCUGAAGGACCUCUUCGCGUGCGCGCGGAACUGGGCGAACUCCUUCUUCGGGAAGGAGGCGGUGUCUCACCACGACAUGGUCCAUGAGCGCUGGGGUGGACUCCGUGAGGCAAUCGAGCAGGCUUGCCCCUACACGAGCACGUGGUCAGGCAUCUUCAUCUACGAAGUUGUCGUGGAUGGCUUUGUCGGGCUUGGCAUCGGCCGGACGUUGGAAACCCGCACGCGAGCAGCUUUGGUGGCCUUGAGUGUCGCGGCCCGCCGCAGCGGCAAGGAUUGUGGGCAGCAUGCCGACCUCGACGACCUCGACCAGCUCGUGCAGAUUGCCAACGGCAAGCGGUGCCUGGACCUGCCUGGGCCUGGGGCCAAGCGCAAAGCCGAGGAGGAGCCCAACGCGAAGUUGAUCUCCUACCUGCAGAAGAUCAGAGAGCUGGAUUCGCAGGAGCUGGGAGCUCUGAAGCAGCUGCUUUCUGACAAGAGCAGCAGCGAGACCUCAGCAGAGGAGGCUCCGAAGGCCAGUGCCAUUUCCCAG